AUGAUAGCAAUCUCUACUGUGGUUGUGGGAUUUGUAGUUGUUAUUUCAGUAACAAAAGAGGGUGUUAAGUUGUCGACAAGAGGAGAUAUUGAAAGUGCUAAUAUUGUUUGUAGGCAAAACACAGGCGUCGACAAGGCGCGUUCUCUCUGCCUCUAUCUCUCGAUCCCUUCCAUCGAUUCUACUCCUGCUGCUGAUUCUUUUCCUCCCGUUGCCGCGCUCCAGCACUUGAUUGAUAUUGUUCAUACUUAUAGCGGGGUUAACUGGUGGGCUUCGAUUGUGUUGACGACGAUUUUGAUUCGUUCGAUGACUGUGCCGAUCUUGUUAAAUCAGAUGAGAGCUACUGUUAAAUUGAGUGCUAUGAGACCGGAGAUGGAGGCGCUCAAGGACCAAAUGCAAAAUUCUAUGGAUCCACAAACUAUGAUGGAGAAUCAAAAAAAGAUGAAGGCAUUGUUCAAGAAGCAUGGGGUUACUCCAUUUACUCCACUGAAAGGUCUUGUCAUCCAGGGCCCAGUCUUCAUCAGCUUUUUCUUGGCUAUCUCAAACAUGGUUGAGAAAGUUCCAUCAUUCAAAGGUGGGGGAGCAUUCUGGUUUACUGAUUUGACCACCCCAGAUCCCAUGUAUGCACUUCCUAUAUUGACUGGGUUGAGCUUCUUGGCAACAGUGGAGUUGAAUAUGCAAGAGGGCAUGGAAGGUAAUCCUAUGGCAGGCACUAUGAAGAAGUUUUCUAGAGGACUUGCUGUUGUGACAAUUCCUUUUACAGCGAGCUUCCCAAAGGCAAUCUUUUGUUAUUGGAUUACAUCAAACCUUUUCUCCCUUGUUUAUGGUUUCGUGCUCAAGCACAAACCAGUGAGAAAAUUCCUGAAUCUUCCCGAUAUAAAUCCACCGUCAGAUCCUGCACCUGCCUUCUCUUUUGGCGGACUGAAGAACCCUAACACUUCAAUCUCAGCCGGAGAAUCUGAGCCUAUCAAGGCGGAGCGAAGAAUUUCUUCAUCUGCUGUUAUGAGUCAAAGGAUCAGGAACCUCGAAAAGCAAGUCAAAGGUAGGAACAAAUCAAAGAAAAGGUGAAAAAUGUUGUGAACUAGCAUUUUAUAUAUUUACUUGAAAAGGAUCAAGGAACAAACAAUCUUUCAGUGAUGAUAUUUAUGCAAACGCUGAAAGGUGGACCGCAGAAUACUGUAAUCAGUUAUACCUGGACUCAUUUUUGUUCGAUGAGUAUCUCAUUUUUUCUUGAAUAAGUUCUGUUGACAUGUAAUGUACUAUAGAACAAAAUAUAUUUAUUAAGGGCCCUAUGAGAUGAACGCU
Molecule: messenger RNA, 1302 nt
Organism: Asparagus officinalis (garden asparagus)
Lineage: Eukaryota; Viridiplantae; Streptophyta; Magnoliopsida; Asparagales; Asparagaceae
Product: mitochondrial inner membrane protein OXA1-like
Exons: 10
Coding region: 1-1065 (354 amino acids)
Biological process (GO): mitochondrial respiratory chain complex IV assembly; regulation of DNA replication; protein insertion into mitochondrial inner membrane from matrix
Cellular component (GO): mitochondrial inner membrane
Molecular function (GO): membrane insertase activity; DNA binding
Source: RefSeq, a predicted model, not a curated record